This is a messenger RNA of Nematolebias whitei (Rio pearlfish), 2484 nucleotides long. RefSeq names its product eukaryotic translation initiation factor 4E binding protein 2 (gene eif4ebp2). Gene Ontology annotation, biological process: negative regulation of translational initiation. Gene Ontology annotation, cellular component: cytoplasm. The transcript has 3 exons. Gene Ontology annotation, molecular function: eukaryotic initiation factor 4E binding. The record is from RefSeq and is a predicted model, not a curated record. The coding region runs from base 179 to 526 and encodes 115 amino acids. Lineage: Eukaryota; Metazoa; Chordata; Actinopteri; Cyprinodontiformes; Rivulidae.
CUUCCUGCCUUGCUGAAGGAGGGACGGCGCUGACGACUGGGAGGACGAAAGGAGAGCCAAGAAAGCUUUCAGAAAGCUAUAAAAGAGUGGGGAACGGCCCUGGUUUCCACCGUCCGUCGGGAAAUAAGCACCCCAGUUUUCCGUAGCUGCUGAAGUUGUCACCGAAUCGGCCCCGAAAAUGUCGACCAGUCGUCAGCUUAGCGAGAGCAGGGCCAUCCCGACCUGCAGGACGGUGUUGAUCAACGAUACAACGCAGCUACCUCAUGACUACUGUACCACCCCCGGAGGCACUUUAUUCUCCACCACUCCUGGAGGAACCCGGAUCAUUUAUGACCGCAAGUUUUUAUUGGACAGGCGUAAUUCUCCCAUUGCUCAGACUCCUCCGGCCCAUCUGCCUGUCAUCCCUGGAGUGACCAGCCAACGUGUCCUGAGUGAGAAUCAGAAGAAUGAAGCCAACAACCACGUCAACAACCAUGAUGGCAAGGCCACAACUGGUGAAGAUGCUCAGUUUGAAAUGGACAUCUAACCCACUGGAACCACACCAGCAUAAGAAAGUGACCUGGCAUCGUGCAUGCCAGUGGCUUGGCUUGUAGAAAACUAUGUUGUGAGCCCUCAUGGCAGCCAUCUUCUUUAGCUCUUUGUCUCUCUGCUGGAUGUAAUAUGUGUAAACCAUGAGGAUUCAAUUCAUCAUACGUGCACAUACAAAAUAGACAACUCUCAAAAUCUGGUAUAUUUAAGUCCAUUUUAAUUUUUACAGUACAAAUUAACAAUCACCCAAUACAGGAGUGGGCCUGAAGAAUCUCUACUCAGAAACAUUAGUCCAUUUCAGAGCUCAUCUACAAUUUUUUAUGAGUCAAGAUGUUAACCGAGCACUCUGAAAUUUUGAAACUAUUCCAGGUUAAAUGGGGGGAGAAAGUGGUAAAUUUGGGUACUGGCCUUAGAGUUAUUUAAAAGCUGCAGGCUUCAGGUUUAAAAAAAAAAAAAAAAACCCUUUUAAGCAUGUUAUUUAAGUGAAUUUUAUUAGAAUUUUCUGUUUAGUUUUUGAAACUACUUGAAAUGCUCCACAAUCUGUUAUCAUUUGGACUGCUUAGGUUCUAGUGAUGAUACGUAACAGAAUGCUGUGCUGUAUUUAUUUUCCCCAGUAGGCAAAGAUUUUGUACCAUUCCACAAUUUUAGUUUCCAUUACCAACACAAUUUUUGUUGUCGUUUUCACCUUUUUGGUUGGAAAAAAAAAAACACAUUUUUAAAUGAUAUUUAGGCUACAAUUGUUAAGUUUUGACAUCAUUAAAUGAUUGAAUGUAAAGUGAAAUAAUAAUAUAGCUCAUGAAAUUAAGCUUUUCUUGUACAACUUGAUUUCCUCUGGAGAUUAUCAAGCAGAAAUGACAACACUUUGGUUCAAGUUUUAUCUUUGACGGGAGCUUUGUAAUCAGGAUUCAGUUAAUAUAAGGACGAGACGAAAUCUGCCAGGUAUUCUUCAAGAACGUUGUAGAACAACAUGUCCCAGUAUUCACUUUACAAGAAGAUAAUAAAAACUUGAACUAAGUUCAGAUUUUUUUAAUAUGCAUUUUAUUUUCAAUACCGUUUUUUAGUAUUGAGGGUUUGUUGGGGUGUAAGCUCUGUCAGGACGGUGGGUUUGUUAUAUAGGUUAAGGAAAAAUAAAACUUGUUAUUUUGCAUUGGGCUUGAAACAAGCUGUCCUUUCAAUCUACAAAUUUGCCCCAGUGCCCUUAAUCUGUUUGGCAUUUACCUUUUCAUACGUUCCACCCGCCCAUGCCUUACUCUACAUGAGAUGCAGUGACUAGUUUCCUUGUCAUUAGUUUGUACUUUCCAACAGAUGUUUAUUUUUUCACAGGAGCACUUGAAGAGGUGAUAUUGUACUCAGCGAUUGAGCAAAACAUUUGAUCGUUUCGAUAAGUUUCUUCCUCAAACAGCUGUGAAGUUUGGAAGAACGAUGGUCUACGUGACAUUGUGGGAUUUUGAGGUUCAGAUUGUAAUACAGUAAAAGUGCCACUCACUCAUUUUACCCCUAUAUACUUUUAAAACCUCAGUCCUGCCUGCUAAUCCAAGUUGCAGCUAAUAACUUGGUAAAUGAGUUACCAUGCGGUUCAUGUUUUUCAAUUUUUUUCUCUAUGAUUGGAACCACUAAAUGAUAAUUGUCUUUCUUUUUCUUAUUGGCUUUGUAAUUAUUUAUGACAAAGUUUGCUGAGAAAUUCAUCAACAGGUUGCUGAAAUUGUUUGCUUUGGACCUUUGUUUAGCACCUUUGUUGCCAAUAAGUCAUUCUGUUGUGGUAUCAUAAUUCAAAUGGCAGAUUUAUUUCAGAUUUGAUUGGUUCAAAAAUGAGGCCUUAGUGAAUGAGUUUUUUUUUUUAAUGAAACGCUUCUAUAGCAUUUUGUUCUAAUUUCAAAUAAAUUUUAUUUCCAAUAAAACUCCAAUCCAAUGCCAGUGGACACUGUUGCUGCAAGAUCAAUAAAAAUUCUGUAACAA